Messenger RNA from Trichoderma harzianum CBS 226.95, 784 nucleotides. RefSeq lists its product as hypothetical. The record is from RefSeq and is a predicted model, not a curated record. Bases 159 to 584 code for a protein of 141 amino acids. The transcript has a single exon. NCBI's taxonomy places the organism in Eukaryota, Fungi, Ascomycota, Sordariomycetes, Hypocreales, Hypocreaceae.
CUCGUACGAUAUCACUUCGAACCGCGAUAAAGGCUGGGAAAGGAGAUCUCAUCUCUGACAGCGUAUACUAUCGCUGCAAGGUCAAGAUCUCAACAAAUUUUCACACAUGGAUACCCGGUCGUCAGCUGCAUGGUAUGAGCUGAUAACAGCUAUAGUAGAUGAGCAUGGACAAGGGAUUCCGCAUUGGCUCUGGGCUUCUCCGUUGCCUCACAAGAGCCUUGUUCAUAGCGCGAGCCUCAGCUUGUCAGCUACGCGGCCUCGACUCCAUCUUGCCGCAAGUAUCACUCAGCUCUCAAGGCCUGUGCCCGCAAACCUGCCCGGCUAAGAAAUUUGGCUUGUGGGCCAGGAUUAUUACAUCUUUGCAGUGUGGAAUCAAAACUUGCGCAGAAUUUCCCAUUAUCCCUAAUGCCUAUGAAGCCAAAUCAACGAGCUUUGGGCUGAGAAACGACCGAGUCGAAACGCCAUCCAGUCCGGGCCUCGUAGAGCUCCGUACAAGAGCCCCGUGCUGGACCGACGUGCGAAGCGGAGGGGGCCGAUGGCCUCCGGUCACGCCACGCAGGCGCGCGACCAACGCCCUCCGUUGAGAAUCAUGCAACAUGUGUUUUACAAUUCGCAUUGUGCACUUGUUGCGGCUAGGCUAAAACAACGACACCCGCGUUCCGGAUGGAGCGGGCCGGAUCGCAUCGCGGCUACGGUUGAAGCUUCGGGCGCCUUCCGUAGUAACGACCCCUCCAAGCUUGAUGGGUGAGGACCUCGCUUCUUCGUCUCUAUCUUGUUUGAAUCG